AUGAUGGUGUCACGUGAACUCCCAACUACAGGAAGUAGUAAAGCUCACACAUGUCACAUCGGUGUGCGGGUAGUCGAAAUUAAAGAGAGAGCCAGCAGCGGGUUUAUUUGCAGUUGUCGGUCUUUGUUGCUGUAUUAUUUUAGCUGCUAUUUCGCUAAAAUGACUCCCGUGUGUGAUAGUUGCUGUGAGAACAUUAUGAAGCUGAAUCAGCAGGUUUCUGUGAUGAGGAAAGAAAUCAAGAACUUGAGGUAAGAUCACAACACCACAGCUCCUGAACAAGGGAGCAAUCAAACUAUCCAUUCAAAAUCUGUCACCUUGGAGUUUAACAAACAAAAUCUAGUUCACAAAUGCAUUAAAUACAGCUAGACUAUUUUAGUGUAAUGCAUAUCUCUUGUUUUUUUCCCUUAACCCUUGAACACUAUCGCUGGGUGAUUUUCACCUGACCAAACAUGUUUACGUGAUUUUCAUUACGGUGUGUUUGAGUAUCAUGGGUCCCUGGGUAGCUUCAGCCUUGCCUUUCACAUCUUUUGAAGGCAUAUUUGUUUCCUUGAUCUAAAACCUGCUUUUUCCUACAGACACGUGCAAUAGUGAUAGGGUAAAGUAGGUUUGGGUGGAUUUUAUAGCUGCAUGUAGGGAAUAAGGUAAAUAAGAAUGGUCCUGGAAUUUGCAAGCUAUCUUUAUUUAGCGCAGUGGUUAUGAAUAACUAUCAAAAAGUAGUGAUUGUCAAGGGAAUUCAUAUAGUCAUAAGAAAUAUUUUAGUCAGCUGGUCAUUUUUACUCACUCAAAAUCUGCCAUAUUUUGGUUCUCUCGCCUGCAGCUGUUAUUGUGCCAAGGUUGCCUGGCUGGGCCAUCCUGUUGCGUGAAUCACUUGCCGUUCCUUCCUUGUUGUGGGAAGGAACGGCAAGUGAUUCACACAACAGGAUGGCCCUGAGUGCUAAGGACCCUGAGUCUUCACCAGGGAAGACUCACAUGACCCAGGAAUGGGUGGAAAAGAGACAAUGUUUACAGUUUAUAUCUAUAUUUUUUUAAGGAUUUUUUUGUUCAUGAAUGUCUAAUUUCAGUUAUUUUGUUGCAUUUUUAUAUGGUCAUUUGUACAUUGCACAGUUAAAAAUAAAAGAAAACUCCUUUAAUUUGUCAUGUAUUGUCCUGUUUUGAUAUAUUUUGAUGACAAGUACUUUUUCUUGGGUAUAUUAUUUCAGGUAGUGAUGGUGUUACUAAUUUUAGCGAUAGUGUUCUAGGGUUAAAAUAUGUGAUUCACAACACUGUAGUUGAUACUUGAUCUGAUAUGGUUUGUGAUUCUUGUGUUUACUCGUCUCCCGUUGCUCAACAGGCAAAUGUUGGAAAGCGCAAAUAGAGCUAAUCGCAAACACAUGACAUCCAUUCAGUCUGUCGUGUCAAAGAUUGAACUGUCUGGACCCAACAAAGAAAAGGUACCGUCACCACAACCACUACCACAACCACCACCGCCAUCCACAUCACCUGAGGCUGCUUUAGAACAAGGUAAUUGUCCUAAAUGCUGCCUAUACAAAAUGAAGUAAACAGAAAACAAUACAAAACAUAUUAAGUUGUCCCACUGAAUCAACAUGAUGUUGUGGUAGUUUAUUCUUAUGCCUCACUCAUUACAUAAAACACAAAUGUUUCAGUAUAAAAUAAAAUUUGUAUAGGCUACAGAAAAUAGUCAAUGUACAGAAUGACAGGUUAUGAACGUGGGACUCUAAAGAAAUCAGAUAGUUCCUGAAAAUGAAAUUACUCAUCAAAUUAAUUAUCUUAUCUUGUUUAUGUGGUUGACUUGUUGUUUAGGCUAUAGCUUAUUAUAACAAACUGUUACUUUAUAAAUUAUCUCAUACGCUCUUCAUAUAUAUCUCAGCUAAACAUAUUAACUUGUCAACUGAGCUGUCAGUAAAACUGUAAAAUAAUUGUAGUUCUUCCUUUUGAUGUUCACAAGAAGAGAGUAGUCAGACAAAAAAUAGGGAAUCAUUAUGCAAUAUUUUACUUGUAAGAUUUUGUAAAAUUGUACAAUUGUAGAAUUGUACAUAGAAACAUAACACAAAAUUUAUCCUCUGAUUUUGUUUUUAAAACUUGUUCAACAAUAUAAAAUGUUUGACUUUGAAACCUUCAGGAAACAUCCAAACUGUCCCGAUCGGUCACAUAAGUUCCUGUUUCUCUCUGAAGAAUGGGACCCCGAGACAGCCCACCAUUUGUGGCCCUUCAAGAGCUGAGCUACAAAUUCAGCAGAAAGUCUUUAACAACCCUGAGCAUUCUUUGGUGGGUCUAGAGCAGUACUCCCAUGUCUGGUAGGUCACAUACAGUUUAGUCCAUGUAAAUUUGUUCCUUUUUCACUGCUCAGUCUACGGUUACUGUUGCCAAAAAUAUAAGUCAUUACAUUAGCUGCUAUCUAAUGUAAUGGCUCAAAAAGGACCAAGGUAUGACUUUCUCUUAUGAGCCUUAACAGCUUUGUGACACUUUUGCUGUUUAAAGAAAUGCAUUUUAAACCCCUUUCUAUACUUUUAAGUUCCUGUUCUUUUUCUCCUGAAAAAAUGGGCUUACCGUUUGUUUUAUGUUAAAUUCCUUUUUGAAUAUUUCCACAUUUUCCGAAAGGCUUCUGUCCUUCACAACAAAGCAGUGUUUCCACACAUAUGAACUCUAUUUUGGAGCCUCUUUGAAUAAAAAAUCUGUGUGCUUUUCCAUUUUAUUCGGUCUUCACAGGAUCAUCUUUCUUUUCCACAAAAACGGGCACCUGAGUUACAAAGCCAAAGUGAAGCCUCCUCGACUCAAUGGUCAGAGAGUUGGUGUGUUCUCGACACGAAGUCCACACAGACCUAAUGCUAUAGGUCUAACUCUGGCUAAACUUGAUAAAAUUGUGGGUGAGUAUCAAUAGCAAAAUAUCUGUUUAAUUGCUAAAUGUGUGCUUGCUCUGUCAGUGACAACCAUAUAAAAAUGCAACAGAGUAUGAAUAUUUAAGCUAACACUUUUUCUCUGGUAUGGUUCUUUGUCAAAAAAUGUUUCCAGCUUUGAUAAAAUGCACAAAAGGAGUUAUUGUCCCUGCUUGUUUAAAUCAGAUACCCUCUCUAUUUUGUAGGUGAUACACUACAUCUAUCAGAUAUUGACAUGAUUGCCGGCACCCCAGUUCUGGACAUCAAACCCUACAUCCCAGAUUAUGACUCCCCUCAAACCAGGAUGGUCAUGGACUCUGAGACUCAUGAUUUAAUCACAGAGCAACUAUACCCAUCUGCUGAGUCACUAAAUGAGACUACAGACGCACUAAACCUCCGUAAUAGCUCAGAAACCAAUCCUCUGUCAGGCCCAGAAAGUGAAAGAGCUGAUGAUGACAAUGAGGAUCAUAAUAAUGACAGUGAUGGUGAUGACAGGGAGAUUCUGCUCUUGAAAAAAAAACCCAAUUGUUGUAGUCCAGACACAGAGUCAGCGGAUGUUGGUGCUCAGUUUUUUCUAUCCAAAGACCUCCACAGAGUGGUGGAGGAGGUCAAGACCUUUGUGAGUCAGGGUAAAAUUGGCCCGCAGAGUUGUGUGAGAGAGAAUCAAGUUUUGGAGACAAAAACCAAACCACCUGGGUCAACUUUGGAUCAACCGUGCUAUGGAGUGGAGGCCUACAGCACUAUUGCCAGCUGGAUCAGAGAGCCUCCUGUUGGAAGUCUGGACGUGAGAUUCACACCUAAUGCUGAGAGAGAGUUAGCAGAAUUUCUUCCAGCUCACCUGUCUGGUAAGUCAGAGAGCGAGCAUUCAACAUGUUAAAAGAAGUUGUCAUCUCCCCACAAGAGGGUGCUGUUGUUUAAGAGAGAUAAAAAAGAGAAGCGUUAUAACAAACUACUAAAACUGAAAAACAACUUUUUUGUCACACAGCACCCUCCGACAGAGGCCAACCACAAUUUAGAUUCCUGCGCUCUUCAGAAGAGGCUGCUGCUGCCAUCAGAGGGGUGCUGUCAGCAGACCCUCGGUCAGUCUACAGGAGGUCCCGUUGCACAGACAAACUCUUCUUCUUCACCCUGGACACAGCUGACAUCACCUGCUGGUUUGGACAGGGCUUUGCUGAGGUGCUGCAGGUCCGACCUGUCGAGCAACCAAGCACCUCUGUCUGA
Xyrichtys novacula (pearly razorfish) is the source of this 4094-nucleotide messenger RNA. The record is from the annotation of a GenBank genome assembly. Lineage: Eukaryota; Metazoa; Chordata; Actinopteri; Labriformes; Labridae.